AUGGCGUCGCUUGAAGAACCGUUGAGGACGGGAGAGAUUUCUCCUCGAUUUGAUAAAUUUUUAAAAGAUGUCGUCGAUCAUCUGAGCCCAGAAGAGCUUGAAUAUGCUGUAUCGUCUAUCAAAACGAAUUUUGAGAUUGGAAAGUUCGGGGAUAAAGGAGAUCAGGAUUUAUAUUCGUGCCUGCAUCUUUUUGCAAAUCAGGGUCUUGUGUCGGAGGACAAUUUGACUUUGUUGGAGAAAUUUGUAGUCACCCCACAAACAUCUAAGAAGGAGGAAAUCAAGGAAAAGAUUGAAGCUUUUAAGGCAAUCCGCUUGCAAGAGGUUAAAGAGUCAAAGGCAGCGACAUCAAGGGAAUUAACGGGAAGACACAGCGACUUAAAAAAUGUUAUGUCGAAGUUAACAACUGGUGGAUCAAGUGUCGUAAAUCUCUACGGAGCCAGUGGUGUCGGGAAGACAAGACUUGCAAAUGAAGUGCUAUAUAAGUGGCAAGGAACGCAAACGAAUAAAUUUAACGUGGACUUGAGAGAAAUAGACGAAAUGGAAGACGUUCACUUCCACCUUUUACAAGUGCUUUCAACCGAAUCGGAGGAGACAACAGUGAGCUAUGAAGCAAAUCCUGUUAUUUUGAAAAUGAUGCAGCUGAGGCAACGGGCACAAGGGAACAUUUUGCUGCUUUUCGAUAACGUUGAUCAAUUUUCAGGUGGAAAAGAUGAGGCUGCCGUUAGACGGAAUACUAAUUUUGUGUCAUUUCUCCAACGACUUACCAGUGACAAAACUGGGCGAGAGAAAUCGUCAUUGAAGAUUCUGUUGACAUCUAGAAGUGCAUUUCGUCACGGUGUGGAAAAUUACGAAGUGAGAGGUUUGGAAAGGGUCUCUUCGUGGGAGCUCCUUCAAAGGCAAGGGACACCUGCUAUUCAAGGGGGCCAGAGAGAGCGAUUAGUUGAGAUGUGCAGAGGGAAGCCACUACUGCUCAAUGGCAUGGCAUCAAUUUUAAGGCAGGAAACUGAUGCAGAAAGACUCCUUGGAACCAUUGAGCAGGAGUUAGCGGUGGAACAGUCCCAAGACACUGGGGAAGAACAAACUGAAAAGGAGGACAUGUUUGAUGUUAACGACGAAGGUAUCGAUAAGAAACAGUUGUCAUGUUUGAGGAAAAUGUUCUUUUUCCUUCCAAGUAAAACACUUAAAGAGUCUGCCGUUUCGGUGUCACUCUUCUGCCGCCCAUUUUCAUUGGAAGCAGCAGCUGAGGUACUUGGAGUAAACGUUUCGGAAGCUGCAAUAAGAAUGGAAGGAAUGCGUAACAGUCAAGUGGUCUUCCUUGUUCCAGAGUCAAAAGAACUGCUGUAUGACAUACAUCCCUUGAUGCGAAAGUUUCUUAAAAGCAUUGGCAAUAGCAAGGCUUUCGAGGAAGCUUACCAAAAAGCAAAAGCCCUUUUGGACAAAGACUACGUAAAAGCUUUUGACAGCUUUGAUUUCCAGAAACCCAACUUUGAACUUGCUCUAGACAUUUCUAUGAAGUCCAACUACCUUCUAAUUUCCCAAAAACACCGAGAAAGUGUCUUGGUUUGUUAUUUAUUUGAAGCCAUGAUAAGUGAUGAGAGGCGAAGAAGAAAGAUUUUUCACACCUGGGCUGAAAAGAUAGAGGAAGAUGGAAAGGAAGGUAAGGAGAUACUAUUUUUCUUUGUUCAGUAUGCUAUCGCGAGCAGUUUCCAAUUUAAGAACAAACUAUUACCAAAAGCACCGGCUCAACAGAUGAACAAGCUCGUGAAAUAUAACAGCAGACAUAUGAAUUGAUUUUCCCAAGUGUGAGCAAUGGUGAGCUAGUUUUUCCGAAUAUAGUGCACACCAUAAAACUUGGCCAUGUCGACCCGGAGUUUAGAGUCUUACAGUCAACUCUCUCCAAGACGCGAGACACCUUUCCAACCCGUGUAAUGUGUUCGUUUUAUAUCAUAGAUUGUCAGCUAAAAGGGGUAAAGAAAGGCAAGGGCCAACCCUAGGUGUCUGUUUUUGAUAGAGGGAGAGAGAGUCGAACUUCUUCCUAACCGUCCCAAGCCGGGCAAUGUUUGGCAGUGUUAACUGAUGUACGAGAGCUUUAGGGUUUGGCAAUACUACGCCACUCCUAGUGGAUUCUUACUAAUACAAACCCUUCCGUUAAAUUUCAAGUAACACCAAAUCUUGUAUAUAUGAUCUGCCCCUCUUAAGAGAACUGAAGAUGUUGGAACAACGGUACAUACUUCGUAUGUUCUCCUUAGUGUCCAAGUCAGGUCCAGACAAAAGUACCCCUAUUUGGUUUCUUGGUCCAGAUAAAAGUGUUUUGAUUGUUCUGCUCCUCAAUUUUCUCCAUAGGCAGUAUAUUUCGAGCGGAAUUGCAAUGCUGGGAAGCUUUGCAGGUACUCACACUUGAAGGGUGGCAUAGGGCUGCGGAAGUUGUUCAAGAGUCGAGGAAGUUGCUGAAGAGGGUGCAGAGAGAUAGCAAAAAGACCGAGCUUUUCAAGCUCGCGAAAAGCUCUUGUUUAUUAGUUGAAGGCGAAGUCUUCAACAGAGCAGGAAAUUGGCCAAAAGCACUUAAAAGUUUGAGGCGUUCCCUGGAAAUAAUCGAAGACCAAUUGAAAAAUCACACAAGCACUUGUAGAUGUUUGAAUGCCAUUGGAAAUUGCUACAGCAAACUGGGAAAACCGAAGGAAGCGAUCAAGUUUUACACAAGAGCGUACGAAAUGCGUCAAAAGCUUUCUGGUUCAAGGAAGCACUUUGACUUGCCUCUUUUUAGAAGUCAAAUUGGGACAGCUUAUGAAUCUAUGGCCAUUCAAGAGUAUAGCAAACACAGAAUGACGCCCGAGGCCAAAAUGAAUUUUCGAAAGGCUAUAGAAUACUAUCAGGAGGCUUUAGAUCUUGCCAAAGAACUCAAACUCACUGGGAUUCUAUACACAGCACUUUAUAACAGAAACAUUGCUAACGCUCACUCAUGGCUCAUGGAGUUUGAGGAGGCAAAAACAUUUGCUUAUAACGGGUAUCAGAUUCGGAAAGAUAUCCUUGGCAAACAUCCAUUAACUGUGCGUAGCACUUUUCAAAUGGCAGAAAUUUCUCUUUGUCUUAACGAUUAUAAUGUAGCUGAAAAAUAUUACGAAGAAGCAUGGGAGAUUGAGAAAUCCCUGGGGCAAGGGAACCACAGUAAUGUACGGGACAGAAUCAUCAAUGGAUACGAGGGAAUGCUUCUCAAAGAGAGAAAGAAGGCAUUUCAGAAGGAAGUCUUGGAGUUUUAUCAAAGAUCAUGGGACGAGGAGAAACGUUUUGAAGGGUUUCAGUUCUCUCAGAUGAACAUGAAGAUCAUCGAUGCUAUAAAUGAGCGACUUGGGGAAGAGGCUGAUGUCAAGACAAGGAGAAAAUAUCGAAGCGAAGCUCUUUGGUUUUACAAAGGAGCGUGGAAUUCCCCAGAAACCAAGAGAUUACCUUACGAGCAGAGAGAAAAAGUCUUACAAACUUUGUUACGUUUGUGUGNAGAAGGAAGUCUUGGAGUUUUAUCAAAGAUCAUGGGACGAGGAGAAACGUUUUGAAGGGUUUCAGUUCUCUCAGAUGAACAUGAAGAUCAUCGAUGCUAUAAAUGAGCGACUUGGGGAAGAGGCUGAUGUCAAGACAAGGAGAAAAUAUCGAAGCGAAGCUCUUUGGUUUUACAAAGGAGCGUGGAAUUCCCCAGAAACCAAGAGAUUACCUUACGAGCAGAGAGAAAAAGUCUUACAAACUUUGUUACGUUUGUGUGAGAAAGUUAGGAAUAAAGACCUUUUUGAGAAAUAUCAAAAGGAAUCCUUUAGAUUCUACGAGAGAAGGUGGAAAAAGAACGGUUCAGAGUUAGAAGAGAAAAAAGAAAAAAUUGACUUGCUCACAAUACUAGAGAAUCUGGCUACAUCACUUGGAUAUGAAAGAAAGGCAAAAAAGUACCGCACCCAGCUACAGGUAAGCAAGAACUGAACACAUUCGUCGACUCGUAUUUCUGAUUUGAGAAAGAACAAACUAGAUGAAAGGAAAGUGUUCUAACGAAAAGUGUUCUUGUUUUUCAUUUAGGACUUGAAAUCAAAGCGGGAAGCAUCGUUUUUCCGGCUUCCUUUUAAUCCAUUCGCAGGAGCAGGUAACAUUAUUGUUAUUAAUUAUUAUUAUUAUUGAUAUUAUUACUAUUAAUUUUUAAAACAAAAAGCAACCGGCGAAAGCUUGGCAAGAUUCCAAUUCUAUUUUUUAAACAACAGUUUAAGGCCUCAUUUGAACAAUAUUUUUUUAAUCAUGCCGCUGAAGGACAACAUGAACAGGUUAUUCAACAUUAUAUUUAACAGAGAAGUCUCUUGACAAUGAUGACGAUGAUGAUGACGAUGACAAUAACAUGGACAGUACUGGAGAUGAUGAGAUUACAGAAAAACACGAAUUGCCACAGCAAACUGAUAAAUUUGGCCUAGAGGGACAAAUGGAGGACUUGGAUGAAUCAGAGUUAGAAAACGUUAAGAUACACGAGUAAGUAUACUACUGUUUCUUUACUAAGACCAUUGUUAGAGCACCAUGACAAUGAGAAACCUUCACUCUGGCCAAUCAUGCGAUUCAUUUUGCCUCAAGAGCUGUCUUAGUCUGCUACACAGCCGUUUUUAGUGUCGUCAAGCAACGCCCCUGGGAAGGAGCGUUGCUUGACGAGAUUAAAAACGGCUGUGUAGCAGACUAGAGUUGUCUAUCAGGGAAAUAGGAUUUUGUUUGAGGGUAUACACAGGUAAGGAACAGUAUAAGGGUACAAUCACUAAUCCCAUAGCAAUACAUCUUCCUGUGGCAAGACUUCACGUUUUACCAUCUUAAGCAAGCAAGCUCGUCAGUUUCCGUGUUGCUGAAAGGUCAACGACACACGAUAAGCGAAUUGUCUUUGCUCUAUGCUUACUGCUUUGUGGAAUAGGGUCAUGCCUGACUGAUAAUGCCUAUCUAACCUCAACUUGGCAAAACGACCUUAUUCUCUGUUUGGCAAAAAUGAGGAAAAUUUCCACUUAAAUAAGGUGACGAACCGAAAGCAAGAAUCUUACAUUCAUCUGAAAACCACUCAUCAGUUUUCUUUUAACCCGUUUGUGUGUUUGGGGAAAUUUACAUGCAAAAAAACAAGGAGGUCCGCAUAUUUAUGGAUUGUUCGAUGAUUGUUUGAUUGAUUGAUUGCAGAGGAACGCUUACCAGUGGAGGUACCCACUGGGUACUCAAACGAGGGGGCGCUCACAUUUUCUUCCCUCCUAACGCCGUGUCUGAGCCCACACCAAUAGUGAUCCACCGAUGGAAAUGCAGUGCACGUUCGCCCCCACUGAAAGAGCACGAGUCAGUUGUCAGCAAUGUUCUUGACAUUUCGACCAUCACUGGUGAUGAACUGGAAUUCAAUGCUGAAGCGAAGCUGGUUCUCUCUCACAGUGCGCCUGGUUUACAGGGCUACGAACUGGUGAUAAAGAGGAUGAUCGACUGGGAAAGCAAUAAAUGGGAAGAGGUGGAUGGAACUGAGGACUUGCGGUGCUGGCAAGGUUUUAAGACAAUUUCUCUUUGAAUACAAACUUGAAAAAAACAGCUGACACUUUCCCCGCGAAAUGACGUCUGAGGAACGACUGCAGAAAUUCCAUACUGAUGAAGCGUCACUACGCAGAUUUGGGUAGAACUUCUAAGUACUUCUAAUUGGUCGUGCCGCAAGGGGAGUUUGCUUCAACCAAUCAGAAGCACUACCCGGAUCCGGGUAGUGACACGUCAUCAGUAUGGAAUUUCUGCAGUCGUUCCGCAGACGUCAUUUCGCCGGGAAACCGGUUGUUGAGUUCCAACUUGUCAGCCGUUUGCUCAGGAUAUAAACAGUCAAUCGUCCCAAUACUUGUCUUUCUGUAUAAGCUAAAUUAACUGAUUAAUUUUUACGUGUCAAAACCAUGAAAAUUGGUGUUUGGCUUCGUCGUGUUAACCUUCAUUAUUUGCUUUGACACACACCAAAGGUGCCACUAAUAUGGCACGGAUUCGAACGUGAUCUUUAUUCAAUAAAAUGGUCGUGUAACAAUUAGUUAAAGGCUGCCAACAGUUGAACCUGUCGUACUCUAACACUCAACACGUCAUUUGUUUCUGGCAGAUAAAACGAUAACGCAGUCGACUCCCGAUAAAUCGAACCUUCAAGGGAAAUCGAGAAAAGUUCGAGUUAUCGGGAGUUCGAGUUAGCGGGAGCUCGAACAAAGUAACUGGGAGUAAGGAAAAAAACGGUUUUUACUGCACAGUGAACAUUUUAAUCACAUUUAAUAAUGUAGGAAUGUUAAGUGAAAAUUGAAAGAUACUUCUAGCUUCAGAAAAAUCAGAACGUAACGUAACAAAACAUUGCCUUAAUAGAGCAUGCGUUUUACUGUUUUGAGAAAUAAAGCGGUUUCGUGUUAGAUUUGUGACAAACAACAUCGGCCUCCACUAGUAAACUAUAUGCCUACAACAAGUCAAUGGGAAAUUCAAAAUUCAAUGUUUUAUCGAGGGUAAAAUUGGAGUAAAUGUAUGACAAAAACCCAGGGGAAAUCAAUUUUGCUUCUGGUCAGCGCGAGGUUCGAGUUAGCGAUGGUUCGAGUUAUCGGGAGUCAACUGUGGCUCAUAAUGUUUAGACGGGGACGUUUGCGAAAAGCGUUUACCUUUUAUAAGCAUAUAAAUGCUGCACUACACUAGGCGAAGAAAACAACUGUAAGGAUAAAUUUGCAUAGACAUUUUAAAGGAAACUAUUCAUUGCAUUUGACACUGAUCGCAUUAAGUUGUGAAAAGGACAUGUCAGGCUUUUAUCAUUGAUUUAGUAGUAAUGAUGAUAAUGAUAAUGAUAAUGAUAAACACUAGCACUGUAUUUAUCCCGGGGGGACUCCCCUUAUGAAAGGGGUGGGGAUGCUCGUCGUCUCACUUAGGGGUAUAAAUUUCGGAUUUUGGUCUCACUUAGGGUGUUCUGGGAAAAACGCCAUCAUAUUUAGCCGUGAAGGUCUCGUUUAAGGCUGCACGCGAAAAAGUAUAAAAAUAUAUAUAAUGUCUGUGUUUUAACAUGGUCCCUUUAAGGGGUCAAAAAAAGUUUGGGCACCGCCCAGAUCGGUCUCCUUUAGGGGUUAAUUCAAAAUUUCCGACGAGCAUCCCCACCCCUUUCAUAUGCCGAGUGCCCCCCCCCGUAUUUAUAUUUCGCUCGUUACUCAUAUACCUUGUUUACAGACAUUGAAGAUGACUUCCUCUCUGACAUUGGCACCCCAGACUUUUUCUUUCCCGUUGCUCAAGCUGGCAUAACUGAAUGCUCAACAUAUGCAGUUGUCUGUCGUCUUAAGUCCUCUCCGAUAUACACCAUCACACCUAAUGGCGGCUUAUUCAUUCACCCUGAAUAUCCUGGUGUGAGUAUUAAAGUCCCCAAAAAAGCAGUUCCGCCAAAAGCAAAGUUUCCUUUGGAAUUGAAGGUAGGCACGUUAGUCAAUUGAAUAAUCUCUCUCUAGUUUUGUAUUGUUUUCGUGCUAGGAUGAUAAACAGACAGAUGCGUGAAGCUAGUGUAGUGGUACAUUCUAGCUGUUUUCGACUGGUGAGACUUGUUUCUAAGAAAACUUCAGGUUCUCUAAUCUUGACAAAAAUGCCAAAAGUUAGCUUGAAAUUAGGCUACCUAGAAAUACUGAGGCACCUUUACGGCGUCACUAACACAACGGUAAAAGGCUACAUGUUUCGCCUCGCGAGAUAUGGCCCAAGAGAAAUCUAGCCAAGUUGUCAAAUCUCGAAGAAAAUAUGAAUCAGACGUCAAACUAGCUAUUUUUAAAUCUUUUGUUUUGUCGUUUAUUCUUCUAGGUACAUGAAGUUCCAGCUGAAGAAUUUGAAGAGCAGGACGUGUUUCUUGGCCCUGUGUUGCGUAUAACCUGCCCUCAACUCGUCGAGUUCUUGAAGCCCGUCACAAUUCAGUUGCCAGUAUCGCUACAAAGCGACCAGGAAGGAACUCCAGACCCCUCGACAUGCCGUGUCAGAGUAUUGUUCUUAAACUCUGAUGGCGAAGAUAAAAAAUGGUUGGAAAUUACUGGUGAUCUUAGAAGUCAUGUAAAUUUUGACGGGAAAUUUGUUACGUUUCAGAGUGAACUCUUCUGUGGGUGAGAAGAAAUUCAGAUAUUGUUUUUCUCAUUUGAAAUGAAUAAUAUUUCCUAUGAACUGAUCAUGAACUUAUAUUCAAAUGUUAUACGCAAGUUUAUGUGUCAAGGCUGAUAAACAUUCGUUGAUUCGCGACGAGCUUUAAUAUUGCUCUUCGAACGUCUAUACAUUUAAGGGUUCUUUGUUUUUGUUUGUUUAUUUGUUUCUCUCUUUGCAUGUAGAUGUAUUACCUUAUUUGUGCUUUUCUAGUGUGAAGAGGGCCAUUUUGACUGGGUCAAUAAUAAUAACGUCUUGCUGUAGUUAAAUCUUGUAAUGCAUUACGUCAUAUAACGUGAAUGACCGCCAUUUCUGAUUCCCUCAAUUCCAGAAGGGUGUUUUCAUCCUGAGGUAUCAACAGCUAUCUUAAGUAAUACCGUAAUUACUAAAUUCUGUUUGAUGUCUCUGUUUUAGAUACACUUGCGUUUUUGAGUGGUAUAAAGAGGAAUUCAGUGUUUCCGGAAUAAUUAGUUACAUGUCAAGCCUAAUCUGGACCCAGCCGAUACUAGCAGUUUUGUUCGCUUACUUUGAGGAACAUGAUCGUGCCUAUUCGCAAGAUGUUCUCCAUCUUAUCUGCUGUCCAGCUCAUUUGAGAGAGGGAAUAAUACAAGAGCUUGACGAAAGAAACGUAGUAGCGAGUGAGGGAAAUUCACGGAAGAACAUGAUACCUGGGCGUGACAAAGCAUUUGUAUUUGUGUCUGGAGGAGUUAGUGCAGUAGAUGUAGAAGACAUGGACAGUUUUCACCUUAAGUAA
Molecule: messenger RNA, 8878 nt
Organism: Porites evermanni
Lineage: Eukaryota; Metazoa; Cnidaria; Anthozoa; Scleractinia; Poritidae
Source: the annotation of a GenBank genome assembly